Molecule: messenger RNA, 4545 nt
Organism: Drosophila pseudoobscura
Lineage: Eukaryota; Metazoa; Arthropoda; Insecta; Diptera; Drosophilidae
Gene: Dsp1
Product: Dorsal switch protein 1
Exons: 6
Coding region: 669-1850 (393 amino acids)
Biological process (GO): regulation of transcription by RNA polymerase II
Cellular component (GO): nucleus
Molecular function (GO): DNA binding, bending
Source: RefSeq, a predicted model, not a curated record
AACGUACACAAAUAUACACACACAGCUGCGCAUUCAACGCAUACAGAAGUUUUGGCGUAACGUAGACCUGGCAAGACGGCAAUUCAAUUCAAAGCCUUUGCAUUCGCGUUGUUGGUACGGUACUCUCUGUGUGUGUUUUCAAUCAGGCGAGCGGAGCGGCGCGCAAACCAUCUUUUCCGCAUUGAUAGCAACAAAAAAAAGAACACAACAAAGUGCUGCAUAUGUAGCGUCGUUUGUUUAUUUUUUAGUAACUAAAAGCAAACAACAAAUUCCCCCCAACAACGCGUUACGUACGUUACGUUUCGUUGCGUGCGCUGUCGAAUGCCGUAAGAAUCGGAUUUAAUUCCAAAAUUACCGUGUGGCGUCUGCCGUGUACAUACAUAUGUACAAACGUAAAUGCGUUGUGUGUGCAUACAAUAAUCAAUACAACGUCAAAUAAAUACGUCUAGAACAGUAUUUGAAAGCUGGCCUCAAACCAAAGCUGAAAUUGAAACAGAAACUCCAUUGCCAUUGACACAGUGCUUACGUUACGUUGAGUGUGUGUGUGUGUGUAGUGCGAGAAAGAAACGGCAAGAAAAGAAGGAAACUCCUAAAAUCCCAGCACUAUUCGUAGUGCACCACAAAAAGAACGUUAACUUAAGAAACCAUUCGAACCGAUCGGCUCCGUUAUGGAUCACUUUCAUCAAAUACAGCAAACCAUUCAACACUAUCAGCAGCAACUGGCUGCGCAGCAACAACAACAAGUACAACAGCAACAGUUGCAACAACACCAAGUGGUGGUACAGCAGAAUCAGCAGCAGGCGCAUCAGAAUAGCUCCAAUACCGCUGCCGGUGUGGGCACCCAACAGCUGUUCACAUACAAAAUGGCCAGCAGUUUCCCCAAUCCAGCCACGACGAUGGCCCAGGUUGUGGCCACGUCGAAUGCUGCCGGUACCACAGGCUAUGACUAUCGCCUGAAUAUGGCCCAGGCUGCGGCGGCUGCAGCAGUGCCCGGCUCCCAGUGGUGGUAUUCGGCCGCCAAUCAGGGCCAGGUGGAUGCCAACACAGCUGCCCAACUGCAGCAGCAGCAGCAGCAACAACAGCAACAGCAGCAGCAACAACAGCACCAGCAGCAACAACAGAUGCAACAGCAGCAACAGCAACAGAAUGUUAUCAAUUCGGCGAGUCCAAUGGUCAGAGGUGGAAAGGCCGAUGCAAAACCCAGGGGUCGUAUGACUGCAUACGCAUAUUUUGUACAAACCUGCCGGGAGGAGCACAAAAAGAAGCAUCCCGAUGAAACCGUGAUAUUUGCCGAAUUCUCGCGCAAGUGUGCCGAACGAUGGAAGACAAUGGUGGAUAAGGAGAAGAAGCGUUUCCAUGAAAUGGCCGAAAAGGACAAGCAGCGCUACGAGGCAGAAAUGCAAAACUAUGUCCCACCCAAGGGCACUGUUGUCGGACGUGGCAAGAAGAGGAAACAGAUCAAGGACCCCAAUGCACCGAAACGUUCAUUGUCUGCGUUCUUCUGGUUCUGCAAUGAUGAAAGAAACAAGGUGAAGGCUCUGAAUCCUGAAUACGGUGUUGGCGACAUUGCCAAAGAGCUGGGACGAAAGUGGUCCGAUGUUGAUCCCGAGGUCAAACAGAAGUACGAGUCGAUGGCCGAAAGAGACAAGGCUCGCUACGAACGGGAAAUGACCGAAUACAAGACAAGCGGGAAGAUAGCCAUGUCCGCACCAUCGAUGCAAGCGUCGAUGCAGGCGCAGGCACAGAAGGCCGCGUUACUGGCAGCCGCCGUGCAGCAGCAGCAACAGCAUCAGCUGGACGAGCAGCAUGAUGACGAUGACGGCGAUGGUGAUGAUGAUGAGAACCAAUAGGAGGUCUAGCCUAGUAAUACUCUUCACUAUUUAUACACACUACUAUCGUUGGGUCUGCGCUGUCUCAUCGUGUGAGACGGCCGAGUGGGAGAGAGAGAGAGAGCGAGAGCAGAGAGCAGAGGAUAACGAGAAACAUGAACAAUAUAUAUCGUCGGGGGGUGAAAAGUUUGAUCUAUUAUCAGGUUAAGCCCCAAACAACCAACCGAUCGAUCGAUGAAUGUGUGUUGAACAUAAAUAUAUAUAUAUGCAUAUAUAUAUAUAUAUAUAUAUAUAAAUAUGAAAGUAAUGCAUAGUUUUUUUUUUUUUGUAACACUAAGUAAUCAAAUUUCCAUGAAUUAAUUGAAGGAGAAACAAAAUCACAAAGAAACCUUUUAUAAGUUCGUAUGUUAUAAGAUGAAUAUGAUUAAGUAAUGGUUAGAUUAAAACCCGACAUUCAAUCUGUGUGUGUCCUGCUAAAAACAAACAAACAAACAACAACCUUAUUUGUGCUAAGUUUUCUCCUAAAAACAAAAACAAAAAAACACUCAAGAGAAAAAUCAAUCAAUCAAUCAAUCAAAUCAGCCACAAACAACUCUCGAUCAUGAUUAUCAACCAUAUUGUCAUUUCAUUAUCUCUGUCAGUAUGAAGAAGAAGAAGAAAAAGGAGCUAUAAAUAUCGGUAAUCCAUGCCCCUUCCGCCCCAUUUAUUAAAGUUAGAUUUCAUCAUAAUGGAAGCCCCAACCCAACCAACUCCUCCCCCCCCCCCCAUACAAUUAAUGCGUUUACUCACACACGCGAGUUGCAAGACGUGAUAAAAAAAAACAAAACAAAACAUAAAAAUACUUAACUCAGUGGCGGGUGAUAUCUCUUCAAAAAAAAUAUCUGUCUCUCUAUAUAUAAAGUAUAGUAUGUAUCAUAAUGUGCAUCAUUUCGUUCGUUUUUCCAUUUCUCAAUUGAUAUUUUUCAUAUAUAUAUAUAUAUAUAUAUAUAUUUUUUAUUUAAAACACACACACAUUACAUUUCAAAAACACCACGAAACAAAUCAUCCUAGGGCAGCUUUUUUGGGGGGAUGCGCUUUCUUCUAUAUAAAAAAAGGAACAAAACAAAUAUAUAUAGUUUUAAUUAUGAUAUGUAAAUAUAAAAGUACAUUUCAAGCGCGUUGCUGGGGCAUAAAUAACACGUAUAUAAAUAUAUAUAUACAUAUAUAUAUAUGUAUAUUAAUAUACGGGAUGCGUCUUAGGUUGUUAAACACAUACAUAUAUUGGGAGACACGCGGGGGAGACGCAAAAAAUGGACAUUGUUGACUUCUUGGCCAUGUACAUACUAUUGAAGUAUUAUUUAGACGAGACUAUCUAGCAGUUAACGGAGUUGCAGCAGCAGCAGCAGCAGCAGCGGCGGCAGCAGAUCUGACAAGAAUCUAAGAGUAUACAUAAUACCAUAUAAGAAAAAAGAAAAAACAGAGGGUGGCUAAACAAAAAAAGUAAAAGUAUUCUCAGAGUGUGUUUUUUGUAGAGUUAAGGCUGUAAGUAAAAGGAUAUUUUUACACCCAGCCUUAAAUACAAAACUCCAGUUCCAGACCAGAAGACAAGAGACGGACAGAUAUAUAGCGAAGGAGGAAGGGAGGGGAAUAUAGAUGCCUCUGCUCCCCACCCCCAUGGAGGAGGAGCUCUGGCAAAUGCUUAACAAAAAGUGACUGCUCGACCGUCUCCUCCACGGGCCAGAGGUACAACCGUACUCCUUGCGCACGCGGUUAGUGGUUGAUAGUGUGUGUAUAGGCUAAGAGAUACCGAGUAAUUAAUAGGUUUAUAACGUGAUUAGAGGUGGAUUAGUGGAGGAGUAGCUAAUCCCAUGUACAGACCAGACACCGAAGACAUAUUGGUUGGCGCUGCAUUGAGACUCGCAGUAACUUUCCCCCUCUCCCCACGUUAUAUUAUUAUGAGGCGAGACAAUGUAUAUGUAUAUCUAUGUAUAUAUAUUUUAGCAUCAUUUUUGCUAGAGAAUAACUCGCCACCGAGAUUAUAUCCAUAGAGAGAGAGAGAGCAGAGCAGAAGGAGCUCUGAAAUGAAGAAGUGUCUAGGCUAUACACCACCUUUUUUAAGUUGUAAUUUUCUACGAGAGAUCGAGAUCUACGACAAUGAUAAUGAUGAUGAACGAUGAACGACGGCAAAAAAAACUCCUCAACAAAAAACAUAAAUUAUGACUAUGAAAAAAAUUCCAGUUCCCUGUGCGCUUGUUAUAAGAAAAAAAAAAAAACAACAACUAAACUAUUAUAAAAAUAAACUUUUAGAAAAGAGAUUCUUGUAGAUGAAAAUGAUUGUGUUCUCCAAAAAAAAAAAGAAAAAAAAAGAAUAUUUGUCUUUAUUAUUCCUCCCCGUUUUUCCACCAAUUUUUGUUUAAACAGAAACAGCAGUCCCAGAGAAUGCGAGAUCGAGAGAGGGAGGUGUCAUCUAGUAUCAUAUACUACAUUGAAGACACUCGGAAGAAUCCAAAUCAAAUGAAAUCAAAUCACAGACAUUGAGCGAGUUCCUGAAUUAAAAAAAAAAAAAGAAAAAACCUGUAUGGUGUGGUGUUUUGGUGUGUGUGACAUUACGUUUAGCGAUACUACAUAUAUCUAUAUGGUAGCUAAUAAGAGGUUUUUUUUUUAUUGAAAACAUACAUAUAUUUUUUUCUAUGAACUUCCUGUAAAAAUAGUUGAAAAUAAAUAUAAUUUAGCUAGA